CUCCCUACGAGAAAGCCUUCCCCUGCUCUUCAAAAUUUGCCCAAAUCCAAUACUUGAACAGAAACAACAAUGGAGGUCGUGUCCAAACCAGCUAUUGAACAGUUGUCAUGUAUAAGAAACUGCAAACCCACCACAUUAUUUUCUGGAGUCCCCAUAAUAGACCUCUCUAAAACCGACUCCAAACACUUCCUUGUUAAGGCCUGUGAGGAACUUGGAUUCUUCAAGGUUGUCAACCAUGGAGUCCCUGUGGAAUUCAUUUCCAAGCUUGAAUCUGAAGCUCUCAGCUUCUUCUCAUUACCUCUUUCUGAGAAGGAGAAGGCAGGCCCUCCUAAUCCCUUAGGCUAUGGUAACAGAAGCAUUGGACCAAACGGCGAUGUGGGCUGGAUCGAAUACCUUCUCUUCACCAUCAAUCAAGAUUCCUUUUCGCAGAGGUUCUUUGAAGUUUUUGGGAGCAAUCCAGAAGAGUUUAGGUCUGCUUUGAAUGAUUACAUAUCAGCUGUGAAAAAGAUGGCAUGUGAUAUUCUUGAAAUGAUGGCUGAUGGUUUAAGGAUCCAACCAAGAACUGUGUUCAGUAAACUUUUGAUGGACGAACAGAGUGACUCUGUUUUUAGGCUAAAUCAUUACCCUCCAAUUCCAUGUCCAGGACCUGGGAUUCAAACUCUGAAUUCUAACAAUACGAUUGGCUUUGGAGAGCAUACAGACCCACAAAUUAUUUCUGUGCUGAGAUCCAACAACACAUCAGGCCUCCAAAUCUCUCUUGAGAAUGGCAACUGGAUUUCAGUCCCACCUGAUCAGAACUCCUUUUUCAUCAAUGUUGGUGACUCUUUGCAGGUGAUGACAAAUGGGAGGUUUAAAAGUGUGAGGCAUAGGGUUUUGGCAAACAGCAUGAGAUCCAGAGUUUCGAUGAUAUAUUUUGGUGGACCACCUUUGAGUGAGAAAAUAGCUCCAUUGCCCCCACUGAUAAAGGAAGAGGAGGAAAGCUUGUACAAAGAAUUUACAUGGUUUGAGUAUAAAAGAUCUGCAUAUAACUCAAGAUUGGCUGAUAAUAGGCUGGUUCUGUUUGAGAAAAUAGCAGCCUCAUGAUUUCCACAAAAUCAAGAACAAUUGCCUGGUGUUUACAUAUACUCUUUGAAUAGGUCUUUUUUUUUUUUUUUUUUUUUUAAUUUUACAUUGAUGAUGUGUUUGUAUACUUUUUGUUAAUAAGACAAUAAAUUUAUUCUCAUUA
Messenger RNA from Hevea brasiliensis (rubber tree), 1225 nucleotides. Its product is annotated as gibberellin 2-beta-dioxygenase 1-like. The transcript has 3 exons. NCBI's taxonomy places the organism in Eukaryota, Viridiplantae, Streptophyta, Magnoliopsida, Malpighiales, Euphorbiaceae. Bases 70 to 1083 code for a protein of 337 amino acids. The record is from RefSeq and is a predicted model, not a curated record. Gene Ontology annotation, biological process: gibberellin catabolic process; response to light stimulus.